Conger conger (European conger) is the source of this 3729-nucleotide messenger RNA. RefSeq names its product catenin alpha-2. The record is from RefSeq and is a predicted model, not a curated record. The transcript has 19 exons. Gene Ontology annotation, molecular function: actin filament binding; structural molecule activity; cadherin binding. Gene Ontology annotation, cellular component: actin cytoskeleton; catenin complex; adherens junction. Bases 145 to 2889 code for a protein of 914 amino acids. Gene Ontology annotation, biological process: cell migration; cell-cell adhesion. Lineage: Eukaryota; Metazoa; Chordata; Actinopteri; Anguilliformes; Congridae.
AAUACCGACAACGGCGUGUGAACUCAUUCACUUUAUAUAUCUGAGAAAUUGUCAGGGCGGCGUUUGGGGAAAACAAGCGUUGAAAUAGAUAUUUCAAACAUUAUAUGGGAAUAGCCUACAAAAGACAUCAUCAGAGAAGGAAUAAUGACGGCCGCCACAUCCCCCAUCCUGCUCAAAUGGGACCCCAAGAGUCUGGAGAUUCGAACCCUGACGGUGGAGAGGCUUCUGGAGCCCCUGGUGACACAGGUGACCACGCUGGUGAACACCAGUAACAAAGGCCCCUCCAGUAAAAAGAAAGGCCGCUCCAAGAAGGCCCACGUGCUGUCCACCUCGGUGGAGCAGGCCACCCACAACUUCCUGGAGAAAGGCGAGCAGAUCGCCACGGAGACUGAAGAUCUGAAGGAGGAGCUGGUGGCCGCAGUGGAUGAUGUCCGCAAGCAAGGCGAGACCAUGCACGGCGCCUCUGCGGAGUUUGCGGACGACCCCUGCUCGUCGGUGAAGAGGGGCACCAUGGUGCGGGCAGCUCGAGCGCUGCUCUCCGCCGUCACCCGCCUGCUCAUCCUCGCCGACAUGGCUGACGUCAUGAGACUGCUGGCCCACCUCAAAAUCGUGGAGCAGGCUCUCGAGGCUGUGAAGAAUGCUCCAAAUGAACAGGACCUGGCCAAUCGCUUUAAAGACUUUGGGAAGGAGAUGGUGAAGCUCAACUAUGUGGCAGCCCGCAGGCAGCAGGAGCUGAAGGACCCGCAGUGCCGGGAUGAGAUGGCGGCGGCUCGGGGGGCGCUGAAGAAGAACGCCACCAUGCUGUACACGGCCUCCCAGGCCUUCCUGCGGCACCCCGACGUGGCGGCCACGCGUGCCAACCGCGACUACGUCUACAAGCAGGUGCAGGAGGCCAUCGGCGGGAUCUCCGGCGCCGCCCAGGCCUCCUCUCCCACCGACGAGAAGCACGGCCACGCCGGCAUCGGGGAGCUGGCCGCCGCCCUCAACGAGUUCGACAACAAGAUCGUGCUGGACCCCCUGACGUUCAGCGAGGCGCGGUUCCGGCCCUCCCUGGAGGAGCGUCUGGAGAGCAUCAUCAGCGGGGCGGCCCUGAUGGCCGACUCGUCCUGCACCCGGGACGACCGUCGCGAGCGCAUCGUGGCCGAGUGCAACGCCGUGCGGCAGGCCCUGCAGGACCUGCUGAGUGAGUACAUGAACAAUACAGGUAGGAAAGAGAAGGGUGACCUGCUGAACACUGCCAUCGACAAGAUGACCAAAAAAACAAGGGACCUGCGUAGACAGAUGAGUCCUUCUGAAAAUCUAGCAGAGUUAAGGAAAGCGGUGAUGGACCACAUUUCUGACUCCUUCCUGGAGACCAACGUGCCCCUACUGGUGCUGAUCGAGGCGGCCAAGAGCGGGAAUGAGAAGGAGGUGAAGGAAUAUGCCCAGGUCUUCCGUGAACACGCCAACAAACUGGUGGAGGUGGCGAACCUGGCCUGCUCCAUCUCCAACAAUGAGGAAGGCGUGAAGCUGGUCCGCAUGGCUGCCACCCAGAUCGACAGCCUGUGCCCGCAGGUCAUCAAUGCUGCCCUCACCCUGGCAGCCCGACCUCAGAGCAAGGUUGCCCAGGACAACAUGGAUGUGUUUAAGGACCAAUGGGAGAAGCAGGUGCGCGUACUCACAGAAGCCGUCGAUGACAUCACCUCCGUGGAUGACUUUCUGUCUGUUUCAGAGAACCACAUCCUGGAGGAUGUGAACAAGUGUGUCAUUGCCCUGCAGGAAGGGGAUGUGGACACUCUGGACCGGACAGCGGGCGCCAUCCGCGGACGCGCGGCGCGGGUAGUGCACAUCAUCAACGCGGAGAUGGAGAACUACGAGCCCGGUGUGUACACGGAGAGAGUGCUGGACUCCAUCAAGCUCCUUUCAGAGACCGUUAUGCCCCGGUUUGCUGAACAAGUAGAGGUGGCAAUCGAAGCUUUGAGCACAAACCCACCACAGGCCUUUGAAGAGAAUGAAUUCAUUGAUGCUUCCCGCUUGGUUUAUGAUGGGGUUCGUGACAUUAGGAAAGCAGUUCUAAUGAUAAGGACACCAGAGGAGCUUGAGGAUGACUCAGACUUUGAGCAGGAGGAUUACGAUGCCCGUAGCAGGACGAGUGUUCAGACGGAGGAUGACCAGCUCAUCGCUGGACAGAGUGCCCGGGCCAUUAUGGCCCAACUGCCCCAGGAGGAGAAGGCGAAGAUCGCGGAGCAGGUGGAGAGCUUCCGGCAGGAGAAGUGUAAGCUGGACGCUGAAGUGGCCAAGUGGGACGACAACGGCAACGACAUCAUCGUGCUGGCCAAGCAGAUGUGCAUGAUCAUGAUGGAGAUGACCGAUUUCACCAGAGGAAAGGGCCCGCUGAAGAACUCAUCAGAUGUGAUUAAUGCAGCAAAGAAGAUCGCCGAGGCAGGCUCCAGAAUGGACAAACUGGCCCGCGCCGUUGCAGAUCAGUGUCCCGAUUCGGCCUGCAAGCAGGAUCUCCUGGCAUACCUACAGAGAAUCGCGCUCUACUGCCACCAGCUGAACAUCUGCAGCAAGGUGAAGGCUGAGGUGCAGAACCUGGGAGGGGAGCUCAUCGUCUCAGGGCUGGACAGUGCCACGUCCCUCAUCCAGGCCGCUAAGAACCUGAUGAACGCUGUGGUUCUCACGGUGAAGGCAUCUUACGUGGCUUCCACCAAGUACCAGAAGGUGUACGGGACCGCGGCCGUCAACUCCCCCGUGGUGUCCUGGCGCAUGAAGGCCCCCGAGAAGAAGCCGCUGGUGAAGAGGGAGAAGCCGGAGGAGUGUCAGACCCGCGUUCGACGGGGCUCCCAGAAGAAGCACAUCUCGCCCGUCCAGGCUCUGAGCGAAUUCAAGGCCAUGGACUCCUUUUAAUCCAACUCAAAUGCCUUUUCUUUUCCCUUUUCCUCCCCCUUUAUUUCGUUGUAUAAAAUGAAUUGCCUGUGUGGAGAAAUGAAAGAUAUUAAUGGCACUUACAGUUAUGUAUGAAGCAAAAUACAGCACCAUCUCUGGGUCAGGCAGUCAAGAACAGCCAAUCAGCUCCCAUUGUCUGUUAUGCUGACUUAACCCUUUGAGUACCAAAGUGUUUGUCUUGCUGUUACAAAAUGAAAAAAAAAUUAAAAAAAAAAAAUGUUUUUUUCCUUUCAAGGGAGAUUGGCAGGUAUGUCAGACUCUGAUAUAAGCUGACCCAUAACAUUUACUGUAGGUAAUGUGAAUUUGUUUACUGUGAAUGUAAUUAAUAUAUUGAUUAUUAAAAAAUAUAUAUCACACUAUUAUUACAAGGAAAACAAUGAAUAGUAUUCCUGUUUGGAUGCGAACAGAUGGUAAGUUUAGUCAGAUCUAGUCUAUCAACAUUGUCAGUUUUUAAUGACGGGAUCUACCCAGGUUAUGAAAUUGCAUCCAUACAGUAUGUACUGAUUAAUUUGAGUUUCAUAAUUGCCUGUUUGUGAUAUGUUUACUAUUAUUUUACACAUUAAACUUAGUUUGCAAGUCUUUCUUGCUCCCCUAAGCUCUCAAUUGUUGUUAAGCACAAUAUGUUGCUGAACUUUAUCAUUUGCUUGAUGAUGAAGAUGGCAGAUAUUGUGGCUUGUUGGGCAUGGUGUAGCACUUACUGUGGCUGGAUGAGGAGGAUUGUGUACUGUGUGGAUUACUCUGAGAAUCAGUGUCAAACCGCCCGUUAAAUACACAGCUCCUUAAUAAAACAUCUCAACUUGG